AUGAUAACAUAUGACUACUAUGUUCAUGAUGCAAUUUUGCAGUUGUACAUAUCUCGUGGCUCAAUUGAUACCUUUUCAUUGGUCUCUGAUGCUGCGUAUAUAAGUGCAAGUUUGGCUCGUAUUAUGCGAGCUCUGUUUGAAAUUUGUUUGCGUAAAGGCUGGUGUGAGAUGUCUAAGUUCAUGCUGGAAUAUUGCAAGGCUGUGGAUCGCCAAAUCUGGCCCCAUCAACAUGCCCUCAGACAAUUUGACAGGGAUCUCUCAGCAGAAAUACUGAGGAAACUUGAAGAACGAGGGGCUGACUUAGAUCGCCUGCAUGAGAUGGAGGAAAAAGACAUUGGGGCCCUGAUUCGUUAUGCACCUGGGGGAAGGUUGGUCAAGCAAUACCUAGGCUAUUUCCCAUGGAUCCACUUGUCAGCUACUGUAAGUCCAAUUACAAGAACUGUUUUGAAGGUGGAUUUGGUGAUAACUCCGGACUUCACGUGGAAAGACCGUUUUCAUGGUAACGCACUGCGUUGGUGGAUAAUAGUUGAGGAUUCUGAGACUGAUCACAUCUACCACUCUGAGCUUUUUACACUGACGAAGCGAAUGGCUAGAGGGGAACCUCAGAAACUUUCCUUUACUGUGCCAAUAUUUGAACCACAUCCACCACAAUAUUUUAUAAGAGCUGUUUCUGAUUCUUGGUUGCAGGCAGAGGCAUUCUACUGUAUAUCUUUCCAGAAUCUACCUCUGCCGCAGGCUCGUACGUCACAUACAGAGCUCCUAGACUUGAAACCACUUCCUGUGACUGCACUUGGCAACAAUAUAUAUGAAGCCUUAUACAACUUUUCGCAUUUUAAUCCCAUACAGACACAGAUUUUCCAUGUCCUGUAUCACACAGACAAUAAUGUUCUACUGGGAGCUCCCACUGGAAGUGGGAAAACUAUAUCUGCUGAGCUUGCUAUGCUUCGUCUCUUCAAUACGCAGCCUGACAUGAAGGAUUCUCAACACUCCGCCUCAAGCUGGACUAAAAAUAUCUUCCAUGUCCAGCUUGCUAAUCAACUCCUCAAACUGUCGUCUGGGUAG
Molecule: messenger RNA, 1062 nt
Organism: Pistacia vera
Lineage: Eukaryota; Viridiplantae; Streptophyta; Magnoliopsida; Sapindales; Anacardiaceae
Product: DExH-box ATP-dependent RNA helicase DExH14-like
Exons: 8
Coding region: 1-1062 (353 amino acids)
Cellular component (GO): nucleus
Molecular function (GO): ATP binding; nucleic acid binding
Source: RefSeq, a predicted model, not a curated record